AUGGCGCUCCUUACUCAUCGGUCCCCCGUUCACUAUGGCGAGCAGCAGGCCGCCAUUGAGGACUUUCUGCGCAACUACAAGUCGUCCUCCACCGAGGCAACGGACGCUCUAGAGGGCCUGCAGCUUGAUGGCGAUGACGACGAGUACGAUUUUAUGGACGAGUCGGACGACAAUGGCCCCCAGACGAAUCGCCCUGCGCGCAACCCCAAGCACAAGUACAUGCAGCUUCUGCAUGACGUCGCCGACCGCAGGACGAACCACGUUUUGAUAGAAUUGGAUGACCUGGAUCAGUAUGAGAAGAGUCUCGGCGAGGACAGCCCCAACCUCCGCCUGGUCGAAUCGGUCGAGAAGAACGCCCAUCACUACAUCGAACUUUUUUCGCGGGCAGUCGACAAAGUCAUGCCUGAGCCGACCUCGGAGCCGACCUUCAAGGACGACGUUCUCGACAUUAUCAUGACCCAGCGCGUGAAGCGUAACGAGAGAAUAGAGGAAUACGCCGAUGCAGAAGACGAGGCCACCGCUGCCGACUCUGUCUUCCCGGCGGAACUGACUAGAAGAUACACUCUGAACUUCAAGCCCCUCACUCCCUCCGGAUCGAGCAGCGAGCGCGGCUCCAAGGCAUUAGCGGUUAGGAAUGUGCGCGGUGAGCACAUAGGACACCUCAUCACCGUGCGUGGUAUCGCAACCAGGGUAUCGGAUGUCAAGCCCGCCGUCCAGGUUAAUGCAUACUCUUGCGACCGCUGUGGUUGUGAGAUUUUCCAGCCCGUCACUGCGAAGCAGUUCACGCCGCUUGUCGAGUGUCCUUCGAAGGAAUGCAAGGAUAACAACGCCAGAGGCCAACUGUUCCUCUCCACCCGCGCAUCAAAGUUCAUGCCUUUCCAGGAGGUCAAGAUUCAGGAGAUGGCGGACCAGGUUCCCGUCGGCCAUAUCCCCAGGCAAUUGACGGUCCACGUGCAUGGCGCAAUUGUCCGUCAGAUCAACCCUGGUGAUGUUAUCGAUGUCGCCGGUAUCUUCCUCCCCACCCCAUACACCGGGUUCAAGGCCAUCCGGGCUGGUCUCCUGACCGAUACCUACCUCGAGGCGCAGCACGUCAACCAGCACAAGAAGGCCUACGAUGACAUUGUUCUCGCUCAGCCCACCAUCCGCCGCAUGAACGAACUUGAGAGGUCCGGCCAGCUCUACGAGUAUCUCUCCCGCUCCAUUGCCCCCGAAAUCUACGGACACCUGGAUGUGAAGAAGGCGCUCCUGCUGCAGCUGAUUGGUGGUGUGACGAAGGAGAUGGGUGACGGCAUGCGCAUUCGUGGCGAUAUCAACAUCUGCUUGAUGGGUGAUCCUGGUGUUGCCAAAUCUCAACUUCUCAAGUACAUCACAAAGGUUGCGCCUCGUGGUGUCUACACCACUGGCCGUGGUAGCAGUGGUGUCGGUCUUACCGCAGCGGUCAUGAGAGACCCGGUCACGGAUGAGAUGGUCCUUGAGGGAGGUGCUCUUGUCCUGGCGGAUAACGGCAUGUGCUGCAUCGAUGAGUUCGACAAGAUGGAUGACUCGGACCGAACCGCAAUUCACGAAGUCAUGGAGCAACAGACCAUCUCCAUCAGCAAGGCCGGCAUCACAACCACCCUCAACGCCCGUACCUCUAUCCUUGCUGCUGCUAACCCUCUCUACGGCCGCUACAACCCUCGCAUUUCCCCGGUUGAGAAUAUCAACCUUCCUGCCGCGUUGCUUUCUCGUUUUGAUGUUCUCUUCCUUAUUCUUGAUACCCCAUCCCGCGAUGCCGACGAGGAGCUCGCCCGUCACGUCACACACGUCCACAUCCACAACAAGCACCCCGAGACUGCGGGCAACGGCAAAGGACCGGUAUUCACGCCCAACGAAGUUCGCCAAUGGGUGGCUCGCGCCCGCAGCUACCGCCCGACGGUGCCGCAGGAGGUGUCGGACUACCUGGUCGGCGCCUACGUGCGCAUGCGCCAGCAGCACGCGCGCGACGAGUCGCAGCGCCGCGCCUUCACGCACACGUCUCCUCGCACGCUACUCGGCGUGCUCCGUCUGGCGCAAGCGCUGGCUCGGCUGCGCUUCGCCGAGACGGUCAUCGUCGAGGACGUCGACGAGGCGCUGCGCCUGGUCGAGGUCAGCAAGGCGUCGCUGUACCAGGACGAGCGCGGCCGCGGCGCCGACCAGACGCCGCAGUCGCGCAUCUACCACCUCAUCCGCGCCAUGAAGGAGAGCGGCGUCGCGGCCGUCGUGGACGGCUCGGCGGGCGAGCUGGAUCUGAGGAGGGUGCGGGAGAGGGUGUUGGCCAAGGGCUUCACGGCGGAUCAGUUCGAGGAGGCUAUCGAUGAGUAUGCCAUGCUCGAUGUGUGGCAAACGGCAGGUGAGGGCACGAGGCUUGUCUUUGUCGAGGCGGGGGAUGGUAUGGAUGAGGAUUUGUAA
Molecule: messenger RNA, 2427 nt
Organism: Lasiodiplodia theobromae
Lineage: Eukaryota; Fungi; Ascomycota; Dothideomycetes; Botryosphaeriales; Botryosphaeriaceae
Product: mini-chromosome maintenance complex protein 7
Exons: 5
Coding region: 1-2427 (808 amino acids)
Biological process (GO): DNA replication initiation; double-strand break repair via break-induced replication; DNA strand elongation involved in DNA replication
Cellular component (GO): MCM complex; nucleus
Molecular function (GO): single-stranded DNA binding; single-stranded DNA helicase activity; ATP hydrolysis activity
Source: RefSeq, a predicted model, not a curated record